AGGGCUCUCUCUUACUCCCCUCACCCUUUUGGCUGCUCUGAGUGGGAAAGGGAGGGACUCUGCUACCGUGUCUCUUCCAGAGCAUUCAUUUUACUGGUCCUACUGUCCUGUGAAUAAUGGUGUUGUCACUGAGUGUGCGACUCUUGUUUUUUCAGGGGCUGGUGACCUUUGAGGAGCUGGCUGUGUACUUCACGGAGGGGGAAUGGGCUCUGCUAAACCCUGCUCAGAGAGCCCUCUACAGGGAGGUCAUGCAGGAGAACUAUGCCACUGUGGCCUCACUGGGGUUUCCAGUUUCCAAACCUGAUGUGAUCUCCCAGCUGGAACGAGGGGAAGAGCUGUGGAUCCAAGAUGUCCAGGGCUCUGAAGAAAGAGAGCUCCAGAAAGGUGCCCAGAUAGCACAGGGAGUGACCUAUGUCUGGAUUCUCUCUCUAUCCUUCCAGGAGAUGGGAUGCUGAGUGAGAACGAGGAGAAGAGUCCCCACCAGGAAGAUGCUGAGCAAGUAGAACGACAUGGGACAUUUGCAGGAAGAUCCAAAGGGAAAGUUUCUUGGAGUUGUGCAGAGGCAGAAGCCUGUGAGAGUCAGCAUAGGCCAGAGAAAAGCUUCUGUAGCGGCUCAGACGUUAUUAGACGUGAAAGAAUGAACAUGGGAGAGAGACCCUACACAUGCCUUGAGUGUGGAAAAAGUUUUAGUCAAAGCUCAAACCUCAUCACACAUCAGAGAAUCCACACAGGAGAGCGACCCUAUAUGUGCUCUGAGUGCGGGAACAGCUUCAACUCCGCUCUCACCUCAUCACACAUCUGAGAGUGCACACAGGAGAGCGACCCUAUACAUGCCUUCAGUGCGGGAAAAGCUUCUGCCAGAGGUCACAGCUCACCACACAUCAGAGAAUCCACACGGGAGAGCGACCGUACACAUGCUCUGAGUGUGGGAAAAGCUUCAAACACAAGUCACACAUGUUGGCACAUCAAAGAAUCCACACUGGGGAGACACCCUACACAUGCUCUGAGUGUGGGAAAAGGUUUAGUGGGAGCUCAACAUUCAGCAUACAUCAGAGAAUCCACACAGGCGAGAGACCCUACUCGUGCUCUGAGUGUGGGAAAAGCUUUUGUUGGAGCUCAGCUUUUAUAAAACAUAAGAAGAUCCACACAGGAGAUGGGAUGCUGAGUGAGAACGAGGAGAAAAGUCCCCACCAGGAAGAUGCUGAGCAAGUAAAACGACAUGGGACAUUAGCAGGAAGAUCCAAAGAGAAAGUUUCUUGGAGCUGUGCAGAGGCAAAAGCCUGUGAGAGUCAGCAAAGGCCAGAGAAAAGCUACAGUAGCAGCUCAGAUGUUAUUAGACAUGAAAGAAUGAACAUGGGAGAGAGACCUUACAAAUGCCUAGAGUGCGGGAAAAGCUUCAGAUUGAGCACACACCUUAUCGCACAUCAGAUAAUCCACACAGGAGAACGACCCUACACGUGCUGUGAGUGCAGGAAAAGCUUCAGUCGGCGCUCAGACCUGAUCAAACAUCAGCGAGUCCACACAGGAGAGCGACCCUACAAGUGCUCCGAGUGUGGGAAAAGCUUCAGCCAGAGCUCAACCCUCAACAAACAUCAGAGAAUCCACAUGCGAGAGAGAUCCUUCACAUGCCCCUGAGUGAGGGGAAAGUUUUAGACAGGACUCAGCCUUUAUGAGACAUAAGAGAACCCACACAGGCGAGUAAUGCCAUAAAUGUCUUGACUAGGGCUGGCCAAAGAUUUUUUUUGUAAAAUACAUUAGCUAAUUCCCA
This is a messenger RNA of Mauremys reevesii (Reeves's turtle), 1768 nucleotides long. Its product is annotated as zinc finger protein 256-like. The coding region runs from base 955 to 1635 and encodes 226 amino acids. Gene Ontology annotation, biological process: regulation of transcription by RNA polymerase II. Gene Ontology annotation, molecular function: DNA-binding transcription factor activity, RNA polymerase II-specific; RNA polymerase II cis-regulatory region sequence-specific DNA binding. The transcript is spliced from 4 exons. The record is from RefSeq and is a predicted model, not a curated record. Lineage: Eukaryota; Metazoa; Chordata; Testudines; Geoemydidae.